Molecule: messenger RNA, 609 nt
Organism: Leptosia nina
Lineage: Eukaryota; Metazoa; Arthropoda; Insecta; Lepidoptera; Pieridae
Source: the annotation of a GenBank genome assembly
AUGUGUACUACCCGUAUUGUUGGUAUCGGAGAGGAAAAAGUAAGUCCAAGUUCGAAACAAUGCUACAAGCCGUGUCUGAUAGCUCGCUCGAAGAGUAAUCGAGAUUAUGUUGCUGCUAGCAGCAUACCUCAUAACGAUGCGACUACGGCCGGUGAUAUUGGUUCUUUAGCAUUAUCAAGUGACGUCGUCGCUUCAUCGUUCGAGGAGUUAAAAGAUCAAAUCUUAUCCCUUCGCACGAUUAUUAUCGACUUCAAGUCAGAAACAUAUUCUCAACUCACUAGAGCAAUUGCCUCCUUCACAAGUAGGCUAGAUAAUAUGGAAUUUAGAAUAUCUAAACUGGAAGAGAGCGUGCUUCAGCUGGGGGCUAAUAAUCAGCAUAGCUGUGAAGUAGAACUAUUGAAGAGACGCCUGAAUCAGUCUGAACAGCAAUGCCUCAUGAAUGAUGUGGAGAUCGCGGGAGUUUUCGAGGCGAACGGCGAAAAUACUGAGCACGUCGCGAUUUUAUUGGCUCAAAUAUUAGAAUUAUUUGAACGUCUCGUGUAUAAAAAAAGAAUUGCUUAUGUGAAAGACCUGUUUGUGAAUUACUUUGUAAGACAAUAUGGUAAAUAG